Dreissena polymorpha is the source of this 3963-nucleotide messenger RNA. RefSeq lists its product as uncharacterized. NCBI's taxonomy places the organism in Eukaryota, Metazoa, Mollusca, Bivalvia, Myida, Dreissenidae. Bases 1220 to 2530 code for a protein of 436 amino acids. The transcript is spliced from 14 exons. The record is from RefSeq and is a predicted model, not a curated record.
UAUAUUUGUUACCUUUACAAUAGACUAUGGAUACCUCUGUCUGUAUGUGAUCAGUUGAGUCCAUAGAAUUCUACUGUGUGUGUGUGUGUGUGUGUGUUUCUAGUACCUCACAGCGUUUCAAAAUGUCCAGAUAUCAAUCCUUUCAGUUAAAGAUUUCAAUACCUCUAUCUGUAUGUAAUUUGCUUCUAGUGUGUGUUUGUGUGCCUUGUACCUCACAAUGUCUUAACAGUAAAUGUGUCUGGUACCUCACAGCGUUUUAAUAUUUCUGAAUAUCAUUCCACAUACAUCGCAUAUACAUGUACAUUACAGCAGUGUGUUUGUUAACAAGGGGUUCUUUCUGCUUUGGGUUUGAGUCCCACUGAAUACAGAAAAUCAUGUAAAUAUAGGGGUAUAUGCUUACUUAAGAUGGUAGUGAUACAGCACUACCAGUAUUCCCAGAAACAGAGGUAAUGUAAAUGGUGUGUAUGUAUAUCUGUGAAAUGAAGUGCAAGAGCUAAAGCACAUUAAAAGCCAAAUACAAAUAAUUUGUCACAGUUGACAGAGAGUGCUUUAUUUCAUACAGAUAAUGAUGAUGAUGAUGAUGAGUUCGAAGAAGCUGGCUUUGAACCUUCCAGUUCUAAAAAUGCCGAAAAGGACUCAUCUACAGGCACAUCUUGUUUCAAGAACAGACUAGAAAGUGCAAGUUUAAGGGAUACGGCUGGUUUUAUAAUAAAUGAUCAGCUCUUUUGCGGGUUUUGUGGAGAUUUGUUUGUGAUUCCUUAUCAGCUUACUUAAAUAAUUACAUUUUGGUGAAUACCUCUAUCUGUAUUUAGUAUAUCUAGUGUGUGUGUGCCUCGUACCUCACAAUGUGUGAACAGUUAACGUUAUAUUACACCUUUGGAUUGCAUUACUGAACUUUUUGAUUACAAUGAUUAAAUGCUGUGCGUUUUUAUCCUUAUUAUGUCGUACAACCGGUUGGUGGUCUCUGAAAAGGUAGUUACUUCAGUUAUGACUUAUGAACAAUAAUUUUGUGAACUGCUUAAAAAAACAUGUUUAUCUGUUUGGAGGUGCAAAAUCAAAUUGAUUCAAUAUACAAUACAUUGACAUGAGAUGUUUCUUUUCUGGGAGAUGGUGACGGGCAUUAUUCUAGAAAUGAGCCAUCAUUCCAGUAUGCUGAAAACAUCCCCUCUAGCUCUCCUGGUCCUAAAAAUGAGCACCAAAGGCCAAAGUGUCAGAGAUAAUGAUUGAACUGAUUCUCAAAAUGAGCCAUCCAGUAUUGGUGAAAACGUCUCCUUCAAGCAUUCCUGGUUCCAAAAUCAGCAUCAAAGGCCAAAGCGUCAGAGAUAAUGAUGAUGAUGAUGAUGACGAAGAAGCUGGCUUUGAACCUUCCAGUUCUGACGGUGCGGAAAUGGACUCGGCUACAGGCACAUCUUGUUUCAAGAACAGACAAGAAAGGGCAAGCUUAAAGGAUGACGAUGGGAGUGUUUCUAGAAAUGAGCCAUCCAGUUGUGCUGAAAACAACUCCUCUUCAAGCUCUCCUGGUUCCAAAAUGAGCACCAAUAGCCAAAGUACAGAGAUAAUGAUUGAACUGAUUCUAAAAAUGAGCCAUCCAGUAUUGGUGAAAACGUCUCCUUCAAGCAUUCCUGGUUCCAAAAUCAGCAUCAAAGGCCAAAGCGUCAGAGAUAAUGAUGAUGAUGAUGAUGACGAAGAAGCUGGCUUUGAACCUUCCAGUUCUGACGGUGCGGAAAUGGACUCGGCUACAGGCACAUCUUGUUUCAAGAACAGACAAGAAAGGGCAAGCUUAAAGGAUGACGAUGGGAGUGUUUCUAGAAAUGAGCCAUCCAGUUGUGCUGAAAACAACUCCUCUUCAAGCUCUCCUGGUUCCAAAAUGAGCACCAAUAGCCAAAGUACAGAGAUAAUGAUUGAACUGAUUCUAAAAAUGAGCCAUCCAGUAUUGGUGAAAACGUCUCCUUCAAGCAUUCCUGGUUCCAAAAUCAGCAUCAAAGGCCAAAGCGUCAGAGAUAAAGAUGAUGAUGACGAAGAAGCUGGCAUUGAACCUUCCAGUUCUAACUGCAGAAAUGGACUCAGCUACAAGCACAUCUUGUUUCAAAAACAGACAAGAAAGGGCAAGCUUAAGGAUAAGGCUGGUAAUGAAGGUGAUGGUGACGAAGAAGCUUGCUCUGAACCUUUAAGUUCUAACGCACUGUUAGAAAAAAGGACACAUCUUCACGCACAUCUGGUUACAAGUACAGAGAAGAAAGGGCAUGUAAGGGGUAAUGAAGGUGGUGGUGACGAAGAAGCUUGCUCUGAACCUGUAAGUUCCAACGCACUGUUAGAAAAGGACACAUCUUCACGCACAUCUGGUGUCAAGUACAGAGAAGAAAGGGCGAGCGUAAGGGGUAAUGAAGGUGGUGGUGACGAAGGAGCUUGCCCUGAACCUUUAAGUUCCAAUGCACUGUUAGAAAAGGACACAUCUUCACGCACAUCUGGUUACAAGUACAGAGAAGAAAGGGCGAGCGUAAGGGACCCUGAAUCUUCUGACAGACCAUGAUGUGCCAGUAAGACAGCCACAUGCAAAACCUUGGCCGUCCACAUCUGUAACCAUGUCGGGUCAUCCCAAGAGGCUUCAGAAACUCGGUGAAGACCAGAGUCAUCUUUUGAAGACGCUGUUCAAAACGAAUAUUGCGUUGAGAAAGGAACUUAAGCGUGAAGACUGUGAAAGAGUAAUGCAAAAAUAUGAAAUUCUACACGGAUUGUCAUGGAAAAAAAUUAAAAAACACGAUUCAAAACUGGAUUACUGCUGAAAAGUGAAAACAAAAAUGAUUUUAUAGCUUUUUAGCCCACCUGCGCACAAUGUUCUCAUUGUGAGCUUUUGUGAUCGCUUUUUGCCCGUUGUCCAUCUUGCGGCAUCAACAUUUGCCUUGUUAACAUUCUAAAGGUCACAUUAAUUGUCCGAUCUUCAUGAAAUUUUAUUUGACGAUUUGUCCCAAUGAUAUCUUGGAAAAGAUUACAAAUGGUUUCGGUUGGUUGAAAAACAAUAAUUUACACGCCAUAUACUCCAUACUUAAAUCAAUAUUGUUAUAUGCAAAGCAGCAAUGCUUAAAAGAAAUAAUACAAAAUUGGGAGGGGGCAUUACUCGUAUGAAAACAAGAUGGUGGUAUUUGUUAUAAACACGUGUAAAACAGUUGGAUUUUUUCUGGCUGAAGAUAACUAUUCAUACGACCAAAUUCUUAAUUUUUGCAAAGCUCGUCAAAUUGAUUUCCAUUGUAGAAUUUACUUUAGUUCGGAGUUGCGAACCGAAUUGACCAUGUUUUUGUUAGCAAGUAACACUGUACAACAAGGUCUUUUUUUUCUCCACUCUCAAUAAACAUGUUUUACUUACUCUGAAAUAGUUUAUGAGUUACUAAAUUCCUUUGAAACAUUGGACCAUUUUCUUUAUUAAUAGAUCAUACUUGCACAAUUGUUGUUAUGUUUUCUUUAUGGUUAAGGCAUUGUGACAUGUAUAUUAAUUUGAUUUUUAUGCCCCCCGAUAGAGGGCAUAUAGUGAUCGGACCGUCCGUCUGUCUGUCUGUCUUUCCGUCACACUUUGCGUUUAGGUUUCGCAUUUAGGUUUCAAAAAAUGCUCAUAACUUCUAUGUCCCUUCAGAUAGCAACUUGAUAUUUGGCAUGCAUGUGUAUCUCGUGGGGCUGCACAUUUUGAGUGGUAAAAGGUCAAGGGCAUCCUUCAAUGUCAAUGGUCAAAUAUAUCACUUCAAAGCGGCGCAGAAGGGGCAUUGUGUUUAUGACAAACACAUCUCUUGUUUCCAGAUGAUAUUGUCUGAACUUGACAUUAGUUCUAUGUGUGAUGAUUAAAGCAUUGUGUCAUGUAUGAAGAUAUUUUGCUUAAAUGUUUUCAUGUUGUGGUAUUAACUCUUCUAUAUACUUUGUGUCAAAAGAAAUUAAGUCUUUGAUUUUCAUAAUAUACAAUUGUAAUUAGAUUUUUUC